Zonotrichia albicollis (white-throated sparrow) is the source of this 1612-nucleotide messenger RNA. The record is from RefSeq and is a predicted model, not a curated record. Lineage: Eukaryota; Metazoa; Chordata; Aves; Passeriformes; Passerellidae.
AAAAUUCUGAGUCCAGGGAACCCCAAAAAUCCAAUGGGGAACCCCAAAAAUCCAAUGGGGAACCCCAAAAUUCCGAGUCCAAUGAGCCCCAAAAUUCUGAAUUCAGGAAACCCCAAAAUUCCAAUGGGGAAGCCCAAAUCCGAGUCGAAUGAACCCCAAAAAUCCAAUGGGGAACCCCAAAAUUCCAAGUUCAGGAAACCCCAAAAAUCCAAUGGGGAACCCCAGAAUUCCGAGUCCAAUGAAUCCCAAAAUUCUGAGUCCAGGGAACCCAAAAAAUCCAAUGGGGGGAACCCCAAAAAUCCAAUGGGGAAACCCAAAUCCGAGUCCAAUAAACCCCAAAAUUCUGAGUCCAGAGAAGCCCAAAAAUCCAGUGGGGAACCCCAAAAUUCCGAGUCCAAUGAACCCCAAAAUUCCGAGUUCAGGAAACCCCAAAAAUCCAAUGGGGAACCCCAAGAUUUGAGUCCAGGGAACCCCAAAAUUCCGAGUCCAACGAAGCCCAAAAAUCCAAUGGGGAAGCCCAAAAUUCCGAGUCCAGUGAACCCCAAAAUUCCGAGUCCAGGGAACCCCAAAAUUCUGAGUUCAGGAAACCCCCAAAAAUCCAGUGGGGAACCCCAAAAUUCUGCAUCCAGGGAAUCCCAAAAUUCCAAGUCCAACGAAGCCCAAAAAUCCAAUGGGGAACCCCAAAAUUCUGAGUUCAGGACACCCCAAAAAUCCAGAGGGGAACUCCAAAAUUUUGAGUCCAGGGAACCCCAAAAUUCUGAGUUCAGGAAACCCCAAAAAUCCAAUGGGGAACCCCAAAAUUCUGAGUUCAGGAAAUCCCAAAAAUCCAAUGGGGAACCCCAAAAUUUUGAGUCCAGGGAACCCCAAAAUUCUGAGUUCAGGAAACCCAAAAUUUCAGUGGGGAACCCCAAAAAUCCAAUGGGGAACCCCAAAUCCGAGUCCAAUGAACCCCAAAAUUCUGAGUUCAGUGAAGCCCAAAAAUCCAAUGGGGAACCCCAAAAUUCCGAGUCCAGGGAACCCCAAAAUUCUGAGUUCAGGAAACCCCAAAAAUCCAAUGGGGAACCCUAAGAUUUGAGUCCAGGGAACCCCAAAAUUCUCAGUUCAGUGAAGCCCAAAAAUCCAAUGGGGAACCCCAAAAUUCCGAGUCCAGGAAACCCCAAAAAUCCAAUGGGGAACUCCAAGAUUUGAGUCCAGGGAAACCCCAAAAUCCAAUGGGGAACCCCAAAUUUUGAGUCCAGGGAACCCCAAAAUUCUGAGUUCAGGAAACCCCAAAAUCCAGCGGGGAACCCCAAAAAUCCAAUGGGGAACCCCAAGAUUUGAAUCCAGGGAACCCCAAAAUUACGAGUCCAAUGAACCCCAAAAUUCUCAGUUCAGUGAAGCCCAAAAAUCCAAUGGGGAACCCCAAAAUUUCCGAGUCCAAUGAACCCCAAAAUCCGAGUCCAGAGAAGCCCAAAAAUCCAAUGGGGAACCCUAAGAUUUGAGUCCAGGGAACCCCAAAAUUCCAAGUCAAACGAAGCCCAAAAAUCCAAUGGGGAAGCCCAGAAAUCCAAUGGGGAACCCCAAAAUUCCGAGUCCAAUGAACCCCAAAAUUCCGAGUUCAGGAAACCCCAAA